Peromyscus californicus insignis is the source of this 2901-nucleotide messenger RNA. It is a transcript of the gene Slc29a4, whose product is annotated as solute carrier family 29 member 4. The record is from RefSeq and is a predicted model, not a curated record. The transcript is spliced from 11 exons. Gene Ontology annotation, molecular function: monoamine transmembrane transporter activity; nucleoside transmembrane transporter activity. The coding region runs from base 239 to 1816 and encodes 525 amino acids. Gene Ontology annotation, cellular component: plasma membrane. Gene Ontology annotation, biological process: nucleoside transmembrane transport. NCBI's taxonomy places the organism in Eukaryota, Metazoa, Chordata, Mammalia, Rodentia, Cricetidae.
AGCCGGAUCUCUGCCGCACUCCUUGUCCUGGGAAGAGGGGUUCUCUCGCCCAGUGCCAGACCCCCUGCAUCUCAGCUGGGAGCGCAGGACGCAAGCUCUAGAAGGGGACAAACGCAAGUGGCCUUGGCCAAGCCGGGUCGUGGCACUACCUCCUCUUUUGGUCACACCCCAGGGGUCCUUGCACCUGAAGUUCCUUCCGGACCCACCUCCUUUCAUCUAUCCUUUCGUGUGAACUGCAAUGGGCUCCAUUGGAAGCCAGCGCCUCAAGGAGCCCUGUGUGGCAGCCACAUCUGGCCAGAGUGUGGUGACAAGUUUCAGCUUUGACAACUUCCAGCUGGAGACAACAGCAGAGGGUGCUCAGGAUCCAAGUAUCAGAGUCAGGGGUGUCCCUACUUUCACAGACUCUGCGAUAGAGGAGCCUGUGCCAGAUGACCGCUACCAUGCCAUCUACUUUGCCAUGCUGCUGGCUGGCGUGGGCUUCCUACUGCCAUACAACAGCUUUAUCACUGAUGUGGACUAUCUUCACCACAAGUACCCAGGGACCUCCAUUGUGUUCGACAUGAGCCUCACCUAUAUCUUGGUGGCAUUGGCGGCUGUGCUUCUAAACAACGUUGUGGUGGAGAGGUUGAACCUGCACACUAGGAUCACCACAGGCUACCUCCUCGCCUUGGGUCCCUUGCUCUUUAUCAGCAUAUGUGAUGUGUGGCUUCAGCUCUUCUCUCACGACCAGGCUUACGCCAUCAACCUGGCCGCUGUGGGUACUGUGGCCUUUGGAUGCACAGUGCAGCAAUCUAGCUUCUAUGGCUACACAGGAUUACUGCCCAAGAGGUACACGCAGGGGGUGAUGACUGGAGAGAGCACCGCAGGGGUGAUGAUCUCUCUGAGCCGGAUCCUCACUAAACUGCUGCUCCCAGAUGAGCGGGCCAGCACCAUCAUCUUCUUCCUGGUCUCCGCGGGCCUGGAGCUGCUGUGCUUCCUGUUGCACCUGCUGGUGCGGCGCAGCCGAUUUGUACUCUACUACACCACACGGCCCCGCGACAGCCGCCCCAUCCGGGCAGGUUACCGAGUGCACCACGAUGUUGCAUCAGGAGACAUCCACUUUGAGCACCAAACUCCAUCCCUGUCCAGCAGCAGGUCCCCGAAGGACAGCCCAGCCCAUGAGAUGGCCCACAGCAACAGUGGGGCCUACAUGCGUUUUGAUGUGCCUCAGCCACGAGUCAAACGAAACUGGCCCACCUUCAGAGCCCUGCUGUUGCACCGGUACGUUGUGGCGCGGGUCAUCUGGGCCGACAUGCUGUCCAUUGCGGUAACCUACUUCAUUACACUGUGCCUGUUUCCUGGCCUGGAGUCCGAGAUCCGCCACUGCGUGCUGGGCGAGUGGCUGCCCAUCCUGGUCAUGGCUGUGUUCAACCUGUCAGACUUUGUGGGCAAGAUCCUGGCGGCCUUACCCGUGGACUGGCGGGGCACUCAUCUGCUGGCCUGUUCUUGCCUUCGUGUGGUCUUCAUCCCCCUCUUCAUCCUGUGUGUCUACCCCAGUGGCAUGCCUGCCCUCCGCCACCCUGCCUGGCCCUGUGUCUUCUCGCUGCUAAUGGGCAUCAGCAAUGGCUACUUUGGCAGUGUGCCCAUGAUCUUGGCAGCCGGUAAAGUGAGCCCCAAGCAGCGGGAACUGGCAGGAAACACCAUGACUGUGUCCUAUAUGUCGGGGCUGACCCUGGGCUCUGCUGUUGCCUACUGCACCUACAGCCUCACCCGUGAUGCCCACAGCAGCUGCUUCCAAACAGCCACCGCCAAUGACUCCAUCCCCGUCGGCCCCUGAGCCAGACCCACCUGACCCUGCCCACUGCCCAGGGAGGGCUGCUCAGGCCAGCCACCCCAAGGCCUGAGGACCCUCCCCACCCUUGCCUCAGUGCCUGCGGGGUCCUGGCCGCCUCCUAAGCCACUAAAGCCACCUCACCACUUCGUUCCAGCUGUCCACUGCAGUUGGAACAUGUCUUCACCACCCUGGACACCGCCUACCCAUGUGUUCUGUGUUUGGUCAGACACCUGCCUUUCAUCCUCUAUGUCCAGAGGCGCAACAUUUGUCCUGUCAGCAUGAUGGGGUUAUUCAGACUCAAAGCCAUCCAGAAUGGCUGACCACAAGUCUGAGUGACUCCCUUCCCUGUGACCCCACUGUGGGGUCUGCUGCAAAGGUCCCAUGGUCUUCAAUGUCGUUUUCACUUAUUGGGUAGGUGGUACAUCCUCAUGAGUGUUAGAAAUCUUGAAGGAAAGGGACAGUCCCUGGUCCCAUUUUCUCCCCUUCUUAGACACUUCACACACACACACACACACACACACACACACAGAGAGAGAGAGAGAGAGAGAGAGAGAGAGAGAGAGAGAGAGAGAGAGAGAGAGAGAGAGAGAGAGAGCAUUAAGUGUGGAAAACUCAUUCCUGGGUCUACACAGGCUUCCCGUAGUCAUAGCUGCAGAGCUGACCUGGGUGUACCCACCUGAGGUGGAGGACUUCGCCCACGCAACCCCCUAGAGCACAGGCUAAGGGUCAUGCUUAACAGGGAGGUCCUCCCAUUUCCUCCCCAGCGCCACUCAACCUAUCCAUAAUGCAGGGACAGCCAAGAUCCACUCUUGACCUAGGCCACCCCGCCCCUGUCCAUUGAGAAUCAAGUAGUAACAUGACCCACUUGAAACCCUGGCAAAUGGCAGUGAGCUGGGGAGUGGGGUCACUGGGUGGUGGGGUUGGCUGUGGGGCCUCUGGCCAAAGAUGGCUUUUGCUGAGCCAGGACACUUGCCUCUCUGCACACUCUGGCCCCAGCUGUGACCACCCUGUACCAACCCCUGCUGUGUCCCAUCUACCUAUGUGUCCUCUGACUACCGCACUGGCCAUUAAAGAUGGCAGAGACUGCC